CGUGACUCGCGGUACAAGCCUACAAGGGCUACCACCGACCCGGUAGGCAAAGCACAGAAAAGCUUCCGAAGGAAGGAAGGAUGGGCAAGGCCGCAAGGGCGCCGAUUUGAUUUUCACUUUCCCUUCUUGUUUCCCCUUCCUUUCACGGUUUUCCCUCUCUCUCCUGCAGUCCUGCUUCCCCGGUUUACCGGGCCUUCCCCUUUUGGCUCACCAACGCUGCGAGGGAGGCCGCCUUGCAGUUCGCCGCUGUCGCCUCCUUCGUCGCUCGGGACAAGCAAGGUCGAUUCCGAGGCGUAGCGCAUUGGAGGCAUGACCAGGCGGAAGAGGGGCCCUCGUUCGGGGAGGAAGGUGGGCGCCAUUGAGGAAUGGCCGAACCUCGUGGACGUGGUGAUGUCUUGGAGUCUAGAGGAUGUCAUGAACGAGGGUCUAUUCAAGCACGAGGUGAAAAGGAUACCACACACAUUGAUAUCAAGAGCUACUUGGAUUCCUAUACUUCUCCAUUGUUGGAGGAGUUGAGAUCGGAGAUGUCGUCCAGCUUGGAAACCAUUUCCACCAUGCCUUUUGUCAAAAUAGGAUGGAUCGAUCAAAAACAAAAUAGUGCAAGUUAUGAAUUUGCUCUUGAGGUUGAUUCUAAGAAUACGAAGUCUAGUAACAGACCUGAAAGGUAUGAUCCAGGCGAUAUCAUUAUCCUGUUUGAUGUGAUGCCAGAAAAUACAUCUGAUAUUACUCGCGAUGGAAGGCCAUACCGUAUUGCUUUCAUCACUGAUGGAGGCGAUGAAGAUGACGACUUACCUCCAACCAAGUAUGUGAUGACAGCAUCAGGCAAAAUUGAUGCCGCAGAUGAGACCAGUUGAAAUAGGAAAA
Brachypodium distachyon (stiff brome) is the source of this 864-nucleotide messenger RNA. RefSeq lists its product as uncharacterized. The record is from RefSeq and is a predicted model, not a curated record. The coding region runs from base 366 to 854 and encodes 162 amino acids. Lineage: Eukaryota; Viridiplantae; Streptophyta; Magnoliopsida; Poales; Poaceae. The transcript is spliced from 2 exons.